AGAGGUGAGGAGCCAGAGCUGCAGUGACAGCCAGGGCGCAAUGAGGAUGGUAGGAGGUGGUCAGUCUGUCACCCCCUGGCCCAAGAGUGGUCAGUGUGGUAAGUCACCUUGAUCCCUUCAGACCAGGCUUCUCAGCCCUGGGAAGAUCCCAGAGCCUCAGGGUCCCCGUGUGCUGGAGCAGGGCCAGGCCCAGGAACGAGCACAUGAGUCCCCUGGCCCCCCAGUCUUGGCGUCCUUGCAACAGCAACAAGGCCACAGAGAACCAUGGACAGGUGGCUGACCAACCCCUGAGUCUCUGGGGCUUGCUGGAGGAACUGUUGUGACCCCCGUGCCCGACUGGCAAUUUCAUUCCUCCCUCCUUUUGAGAAAAACUACCCACACCCUUACCACCAUUUCCACAUCACAAAUGAGGACACCAAGGUGCAGAGUGGUGACACACCCCACCCAGGGCCACCCAGCUGUUCCUGCUCAUAAUCCAAGACUCCAUGAGGAAGCAGGAGAUGCGGCCGGGUGGGGAGGCCAACCAGAUCCACGAUGCCAGCUCCCCGGCUGAGCAGGUCAAGGCCCUUGUAGACCUGCUGGCUGGGAAAGGGAGUCAGCUUGGUCAGAAUCUAUCAGCCCCUGACAGGACACGAGACUCACCACAAGCAUCCCACAACAAAGGUAAGACCCACCUCGGAGGCCAGGGGAGGGGCUCACAAGGGCCACCUCCCCUUGCUCUCGGCCCUUACCGGCCCUGCUCUCUGGCCUGUUGGCUUGUAGACUCUGGAAUACAGAGGCACCGGGAGGCUCUGCUGAGCAGGGCAGGAAGCAGUCUGGAGCUGGGAGGCUCUGCAGAGCGGCUGACUAGCCUCCUGCUGGUGGACGGCCUGACAGACCUACAGCUACAGGAGCACGACUUCACCCAGGUGGAAGCCAUGCGUGGGGGCUGGCGCCCAGCCAGGACCAUCACCCUCGACAGGCUGUUCCUGCCUCUGUCCCAAGUGUCUAUCCCACCCCGUAUCUCCAUCACGGUCGGGGUGGCUGGCAUGGGCAAGACCACCCUGGUAAGGCAUUUUGUCCAUCUCUGGGCACGAGGACAGGUGGGCAAGGACUUCUCGCUGGUGUUGCCCCUGACCUUCCGGGACCUCAACAUCCACGAGAAGCUGUCUGCAGACAGACUCCUCUGCUCCAUCUUCCCAAAUGCUGGCUUGGCAGUGACGGCCACCGCCAGGGUCCUCUUGGUCCUGGAUGGCUUAGAUGAGUGUAAGACGCCACUGGACUUCUCCAACACCGUGGCCUGCACAGACCCAAAAAAAGAUGUCCAGGUGGACCACCUGAUUACCAACAUCAUCCGAGGCAACCUUUUUCCAGAUGUUUCCGUGUGGAUCACCUCCCGCCCCAGUGCGGCAGGCCAGAUCCCAGGAGGCCUUGUAGACAGAAUGACAGAGAUCCGGGGCUUCACUGGGGAAGAAAUCCAGGCGUGUCUGGAACAGGCCUUCCCCGAGGACCAGGCCCUCCUCGGCCAGGUCCUGAGCCAGGUGCAGAUGGACAAGGCCUUGUACGUGAUGUGUACCAUCCCAGCAUUUUGCAAGCUCACUGGGGUGGCACUGGGUCACCUGUACAGCAGUAGACUGGCACUCCAUGACACAGAGCUGGGGCCCCCACAGACCCUAUGUGAACUCUACUCUUGGUACUUCAGAAUGGCUCUCAGCAGGGAGGGCCAGGAAAAGGGCAUGGUGAGCCCACGGAUUGAGCAGGUAGCCCCCAGCACUCGCAAGGUGGUAGGGACAUUGGGUCGGCUGGCCUUCCAUGGGCUGCUCAAGAAGAAAUACGUGUUUUAUGAGCAAGACAUGAAGGCAUUUGGUGUGGACCUCGCCCUGCUGCAGGGCAGCCUGUGCAGCUGCUUCCUGCAGCGGGAAGAGACGCUAGCCUCCUCGGUGGCCUACUGCUUCAGCCACCUGUCCCUACAGGAGUUUGUGGCAGCUAUAUAUUACUACAGUGCGUCCAGGAGAGCCAUCUUUGAUCUCUUCACCGAGAGUGGCAUGUCCUGGCCCAGGCUGGGUUUCCUGGCACAUUUCAGGAGUGCAGCCCAGCGGGCUAUGCAGGCUGAGGAUGGAAGGCUAGACGUUUUCCUGCGCUUCCUCGCAGGCCUCUUGUCUCCACGGGUCAAUGCCCUGCUGGCUAGCUCCCUGCUGGUCCAAGGCGAGCACCAGGCCUACCAAAUCCAAGUGGCUGAGCUCCUAAAGGGGUGCCUGCGCCCCAACACUGCAGUCUGUGCUCGUUCAGUCAAUAUCCUGCACUGCCUGCAUGAGCUACGGCACACAGAGCUGGCUCGCACUGUGGAGGAGGCCAUGCAGAGCGGGGCGCUGGCCAAGCUGACAGGACCCUCGCACCAGGCUGCCUUGGCCUACCUCUUGCAAGUGUCAGACACCUGUUCCCGAGAGAUGAACCUGUACCUCGGUCAGGGAGUUUUGCAGAGUCUCCUGCCCCAGCUUCUCUACUGCCAGGCCCUCAGGCUGGACAAUAACCAGUUCCAGGACCCCACGAUGGAGUUGCUGAGCAGCGUGCUCAGUGGGAAGGACUGUCACAUUCAGAAGAUCAGCCUGGCUGAGAACCAGAUCAGUAACAAAGGAGCCAAAGCUCUGGCCAAAUCUCUGCUGGUCAACAGAAGCCUGAUUGCUCUAGACCUACGCAGCAACACCAUCGGACCCCAGGGGGCCAAGGCCCUGGCGGACGCUCUGAGGAUUAACCGCACCCUAGCCUCUCUGAGCCUCCAGGGCAACAGGAUCAGGGAUGAUGGUGCCAAGUGCAUGGCUGAGGCCCUGGCCUCCAACCAGACCCUCUCUGUGCUACAUCUACAGAACAACACCAUUGGGCUCAUGGGAGCUCAGCGGAUGGCAGAUGCCUUGAAGCAGAACAAGAGUCUAAAGGAGCUCAUGCUCUCCAGUAACAGCAUUGGUGAUGAAGGUGGAAAAGCCCUGGCUGAGGCUCUAAAGAUGAACCAGGUCCUGCAGAGCUUGGAGCUGUGCCAGGUGGCUCCCUCCGGGCCCUGGGCCAGCCACACCAAGGGUGCCCUGUCUUCUGUCUGCAGCCUGCAGAGUAAUUCCAUCAGUGACACUGGAGUGGCAGCACUGAUGGGGGCCCUCUGCACCAACUGGACUCUACUCAGCCUCAACUUGCGAGAAAACUCCAUCAGCUCGGAGGGAGCCCAGACCCUGGCUCGUGCACUCUGUGUGAACAGCACCCUGCAGCACCUAGACCUGACAGCCAAUCUCCUCCAUGAUGAAGGCGCCCAGGCCAUUGCAGUGGCAGUGGGAGAAAACCAUGCCCUCACAUCCCUCCAUCUGCAGUGGAACUUCAUCCAGGCCGGUGCAGCCAGGGCACUGGGACAAGCACUCCAGCUCAACAGAAGCCUGAGAAGCUUAGACUUACAGGAGAAUGACAUUGGGGAUGAAGGCGCAUCUGCAGUGGCCAGCGCACUCAAGGUGAACACAGCCCUCACUGCUCUCUACCUCCAGGUGGCCUCCAUUGGCACCCCAGGGGCCCAGGCCCUGGCGGAGGCCCUGGCUGUGAACAGGACGUUGGAGAUACUUGACUUACGAGGAAAUGCCAUCGAGGCAGCAGGAGCCAAGGCUCUGGCAAAUGCUCUGAAGAUGAACUCCAGUCUCCAAAGACUCAAUCUCCAGGAGAACUACUUAGGGAUGGAUGGAGUGCUAUGUGUGGCCACUGCGCUGGCUGAGAACCAUGGGCUGCAGCAAAUCAAUCUGCAGGAAAAUCUCAUUGCAGAAUCUGGUGCCAGGAUGAUCUCAGAUGCUAUCAAGACAAACACACCCACAUGCAUUGUGGAAAUGUGAGGAAAGUUAGCUCCUUUGUGGACCAAGCAGAAAGGGGAAUCUCCAAUCACUAGGCACCACCUCAUGCUUUAAGGAUGCCGCUGCCCCAGCACAAGAGCAGUUCUGCCCAGAGAAAGGCAAGGCACUACCAAAGGAGGUCACAGGCACCUCUCCUGCCCAGGGCCAGUCCAGACAGGGUAGAUGGACAGACACUGCUAUGGCACAGAGAAGUAAAGAGGCUGCUACCACGAGACUCAGACUAAGCUUAAAAGCUCAGUAAUACCAGAAGAUGUUCCAGCUUAUUUAUAUCUGAGGGCUUCAUGUGUCCUGACUUAAAAACAAUUACUAUUUCUUCCCUUUUUUAUUCAUGCAAAAAAAGUUCUGAAAUGAGUUGCUAUCUUUAGGGCCUAGUGUCUAUAGACACAUGAAAUUCCAGGACAUUUGUGAAGAUUAAUGUAGGGUUAAUUCUAAGAUUCUGGAGAGGAACAAGAUUUCCAAGGGCUUGCCUCUCCUUAUCCAUUGUAGAUAUCUCAGAUACAAUGUCUGCCACAAUGUUAUUUGUAUACUGGCAUGCUUGUUAUCAUAGAAUAAAUGCUGUUGUUCUAAUAAUGUUAUCCUGUAUUAGGCUUCCCAAAUCUAUAGCUUCCCUAUAGUGAGAGAAGCAAGCUGAGUUUUUCUGUGGUAAAUUUUCUUUGCUGAGUUAAAAAGGAGAAAUCCAAGCAACAUCACAACAUUCAUCAAUUACAAGCUUAUAAAGACUACUUAGAAAUUUGGGGAGAUAUCAGUGUUCU
Messenger RNA from Perognathus longimembris pacificus (Pacific pocket mouse), 4606 nucleotides. It is a transcript of the gene Nlrc3, whose product is annotated as NLR family CARD domain containing 3. Bases 486 to 3836 code for a protein of 1116 amino acids. The record is from RefSeq and is a predicted model, not a curated record. Gene Ontology annotation, biological process: negative regulation of canonical NF-kappaB signal transduction. The transcript has 19 exons. Gene Ontology annotation, cellular component: cytosol. Gene Ontology annotation, molecular function: protein binding. Lineage: Eukaryota; Metazoa; Chordata; Mammalia; Rodentia; Heteromyidae.